CGUCCAAAAGUCCGUCCCUCCUCUCGGUCCGUCGGUUUCUCGCUCGCGCGCUCCGAGUUUCACCGACUUCGCCCGUCACUUCGACGUCCGGGGGGUAACGUCCGUCCGGCUCCUCGCUGCUGCGGCCAGCUUCAUUUUUUCCUCCCACCAGCCUUAGGGAUUUAAUUCCUCCUACCUCCUGAAGCCGGGACGCGGAGCACUUUUGGAGCAGCAUCGGUGCACCUGUACAGUCAUGAAUACCUCCUUUGGGCUCCUCACCACAAUACUGUGGUUCCUGUCAGGUACGAGUCACUCGUGGGCUGCUAAGAUCAUUGUUGUCCCUCCAAUAAUGUUCGAAAGCCACCUUUACAUCUUUAAGACGCUGGCUUCGGGGCUGCACGCUGAAGGUCACGAGACAGUGCUGCUGGUGUCGGAGGGCCGAGACGUGGCACCUUCGGAACACUACCGUCUUCAACGCUACCCUGGUAUAUUUAACAGCUCAUCAGCAGCAGAUGACUUCCUACAGUCCAAGGUUCAUAACAUCUUUUCAGGCCGCCCAACGCCGCUGGAGCUCUUCGACAUCCUGGAGCACUAUGCGCAGAACUGUGACAGCGUGGUAGGCAGCAGUUCAGUGAUGGCGCAGCUACAGCAGGAGCGCUUUGACCUGCUGCUUGUCGACCCUAACGAAAUGUGUGGCUUCGUUUUGGCGCACAUCCUGGGUGUGCCGUAUGCCGUCUUCAGCACAGGGCUUUGGUAUCCGGCGGAAGUGGGCGCGCCGGCACCACUUUCCUACGUUCCUGAGUUCAACUCCCUGCUAACGGAUCACAUGACGCUGGUGCAGCGUGUGGCCAACACGGUUGUGUACCUGGCUUCACGGAUAGGAGUGCAACUGCUUGUGCUGCCCAAAUAUGACCGCAUCAUGUGGCGGCAUGCUAUACAGCCACCAGCCUCCAUGCAUGAGCUGGUGCAGGGCAGUCGUCUUUGGAUGCUGUGUACCGACUUGGCUCUAGAGUUCCCUCGGCCUACAUUGCCACACGUUGUCUAUGUUGGCGGAAUCCUCACCAAGCCGCCGAACCCUCUGCCACAGGAGUUUGCAGCCUGGGUGAAUGACACGGACGAACACGGGUUUGUGGUGGUGUCGUUCGGCGCAGGGGUGAAGUACCUCUCAGAUGACAUCAGUUACAAGCUGGCCGGAGCGCUAAGACGUCUACCUCAAAAAGUCAUCUGGAGGUUUUCUGGAGUUCCCCCGAGGAACCUGGGCAAUAACACGAAACUAGUGGAGUGGAUGCCACAGAAUGACCUGCUGGGACACAAAAACACCAGGGCGUUCCUCAGCCACGGCGGCCUAAACAGCAUCUACGAAGCCAUGUACCACGGCGUGCCCGUCGUCGGAGUGCCCCUGUUCGGCGAUCACUACGACACCAUGACGCGAGUGCAAGCCAAAGGCAUGGGCAUCAUGCUGGAGUGGAAGAAAAUGAGCGAGGAGGAUCUUUACACGGCUAUGCUCAAUGUUCUCACGGAUAGCAGGUAUCGAGAGAAAGCCCUCAAGUUGUCCGAGAUCCACAAAGAUCAGCCCGGGCAUCCAGUGACACGUGCCAUAUACUGGAUCAGUUACAUCCUGAGGCACCGCGGUGCCGAGCACCUGCGCUCGGCCGUCUACAGCGUCCCCGUCUACCAGUACUUCCUGCUGGACGUCACCGCCGUCCUCGGAGUGGUCUUGUUUGCCGUCUGCUACUGCGUGUACUGGAUAGUCCGGAAAGUCCGCUCAUGUUUACGGGGACGCGAGGCCUCGGAGGAAAAGGCCAACGGACACUGUCACAACGGCAUCGCAAACGGCAAGCACAAACGCAACGGCCACGUCAAGAGCCUCGACAAGAAGCUCAAAUAACAAACCUAGGCAAAAAAUAUAUACAUCGUUUAAUAGACGCUGAAGCUAUACUAAAGAUGAAAAAACUAACAACAUGCCAUGUGCGACAGGAAAUAAACACACAAGACAUGAACAAACCAACAUAUACACGAAGCAAGAUGAAGGCAGGAACUGACAGCCAAGUGGAGCUUGUUGAUCAGAGUCUCUACUCCAGUGAAUGUUAAUACGUGAUUCGGAAUAUCGACUCCAUCCUUCGUAGGAGAACAAUGACACUAUUAAUGUUAUGAAGCAUCUCUUAGUAGCUAGUCUCCCUUGCGAUGAUGUCUCAAGUUUCAGGUGUCUGUACAGAAUAAUUAUUUAUUAUUUUUCAACUCAUUUUUGGAAAUAUUCCCAUCUUUAUUGCCUAGCUCUACCGAAGGUGCUCGCAUCCCCUGAAUAUGAUCGUUAUCGGCUUGUUAUCGUAAACAUCGCAAACGUAGCUAAAUAGUUAAGAGUAACGUCAAGCCUUAAAGAAAAAAAAUAUAUCCACCCUGGAUAAUCAAUGAUUAGGAACUGAACUAAUCUUCUGUGAUUCUUACUUUUUUGGAUUAAAUGAAACGUUUUGAAUUUUAUCCCUCAUCACGGCAGGUUACUUUUGCUUCCCUUAACAGGUUCCGCAUUAUUUUCCCAUAAUGCGACACAUUGCAACUAUUUCAAUCUAAUAUCACACAUAAAGCUCGACUGUUUGUCGGGGUUGGAAAAUUGUUUCUUAACGUUAAUAACGCAGUGCGAUUUCGAGAAACUGCUGCUGCUAACAAGUAACAUUCGUUUGCCACAGAGCAAGUCCACUUGCCAUUGUUUUUUCAUUAGGAUCUUUAUUGAAGUUCACUUCUUUAAAGUGUAGGUGUCUGCUUCAGAGCUAUAGAUAUAUAUACAUAUAUGUUUUUUCAAAUUAUAGGCAAUUGUCGUAGUUUAGAAUGUUCCCAAUACUGCUUUUAAAACAAAUAAUUUCUUGUCCUCACACUCCCCUUUGAUUCCGCCGUCAGGCACUUGUGUGUACGUGUAUAUAUGUAUGUAUGUAUGUGUGUGUGCAUGUAUGAAUGAAGGAAACAGGUUUGAGGCGCUCAUGUAUGUCCUGUUGCUUCUCACAGAGCGAGUGUGUCCUACGAGGCUCUAUAUUGUAAAUCUUCGGUACUGUAGUUGACAUCGCACCAUUCCUUUUUGGAACCAGCCUUUUUUUUCUCCAUGAAUUUUUUUGAGCUGUGACCCUUUUAAGGUUGGUCCCUUUAGCGCUGCUGCUUGAGUUCCGAUAACAUUUCAUGCACAUCUGAAGGAUCCGUACUACCUAAACGAUUAUAUGAGAUCGUCGCUCGUGCAACAGAACACAAUUGGUGAAAGAUUUUUUUUUUCUGUCUACAAAGUUCCCAUGUCAAUUGGUUGUUUCUAUUUCCUUGCACUAAAUCCUGUAAGACCUUCAUGAAAAAAAGAAAAAAAAAAAAACCAUACUGAUCUCGAUCCAGCGAUUGUGUCGGAUACCAUACAAACAAACUAUCUAAAUACAUUAAUUCACUGGAAGUUCAGCUAUUUUCUCUGUGAGCUUUAGGCAUUUUUUCCAGCCAGACGUUGUUUAUAAUUACGUCCAUACUUGAAUAUUGUUCUGUACAUGGCUGCAAAAUGGCUGGAACAUAAUUGCACAUAAGCUAUGACUAGAGAAAUAGCUGCACCCUGAUGUCUUUAAAUUUAAUUCAAUUUAAUUUCUGCUUACUUUUUUUUAUUUUUUUUGGUCAUAAUUACAGUAUUAACAGACACCUAAUAGCCGGAUGAAAUAACUGUAGUUGCUUUAUGUAGUGGAGUGUACAUGAGCAACUAUACAAAGUGUGUGUGCGUGUGUGCGUGUGUGUGUGUGCGCAUGCGUGCUUGUGUCCAGCGCUGUGUUUAUACUUCUAAUUUAAACAUGCUACAAGGAAAUUUUCUUUUCUCGACCCUUUCUUUCCUUUUACUGUCAGAUUCCAUUGCCUGCUUACAUGUUUUUUUUUUUUUUUUAUUAAGGAAUGAUUUAAAUAUUUUAAAGUGUCUAGCGUGUGUAUGUUGUAAUGUAAAUAUAGUACCUAAACAAAAAUACU
Messenger RNA from Clarias gariepinus (North African catfish), 3948 nucleotides. RefSeq names its product UDP glycosyltransferase 8 (gene ugt8). Gene Ontology annotation, molecular function: UDP-glycosyltransferase activity. Lineage: Eukaryota; Metazoa; Chordata; Actinopteri; Siluriformes; Clariidae. The transcript is spliced from 6 exons. Bases 233 to 1867 code for a protein of 544 amino acids. The record is from RefSeq and is a predicted model, not a curated record.